Molecule: messenger RNA, 2334 nt
Organism: Aspergillus saccharolyticus JOP 1030-1
Lineage: Eukaryota; Fungi; Ascomycota; Eurotiomycetes; Eurotiales; Aspergillaceae
Product: OPT family oligopeptide transporter
Exons: 8
Coding region: 1-2334 (777 amino acids)
Biological process (GO): transmembrane transport
Molecular function (GO): oligopeptide transmembrane transporter activity
Source: RefSeq, a predicted model, not a curated record
AUGGCACCUCCGCUGAUCACUUCGUCCGUCGACAGUGAUGGCCUGUCGGCCACCAACUCAACUCCUGCUGAGGAAAAGACUGCCAUCACUGUGCUUGGCAAAGAGGGAGAGAUCAAGACAGUUGCGGACCAUCUCGACCAUGAGAGUGACGAAGAUCCUGACGCUGUGAUCAUCACCGGAGCAGACGCAGCUGUGCACUUGCUGCCGCUGCGUGACGACUUUGACAGUGCCCUGACUUUUCGCAGUGUUGUGUUGGCUUCGGGUCUGGCUUGCUUCCAGGCCGUCAUGUACCAAAUUUACAUUUUCAAACCGACCACCAUCACCAUCCAAGGAACCUUUAUAGUCCUCAUCUCUUACUUCGUCGGCAAUGCUUGGGCUCGUUUCCUCCCUCGUGGUGAUACCUCUGAGAUCCGGUGGAGAGAGCGAGGUGGCCAGGGCAAGCUUCCGCUCGGGAUUCGGCUCGUCAAAUUCCUCAAUCCAGGGCCAUUCGGUCUUAAGGAGCACGCAAUUUGUUCUAUCACUGCCACUUCGGCCUCGAAUGCUGCCGCCAGCACCCAGGUCUUUGCGGCCCAGGACCUCUUCUACAACCUUCCGUUGAGUGCAACCACUGUCAUCUUAAGCACCAUCUCAAUUGGUCUAUUUGGCUAUGGGCUCUGUGGUAUCAUGCGUCCCAUUGCAGUCUGGCACCCCGAGGCUGUCUACUGGAGUACUCUACCGGUGGUCAAAACCUUGCAAGGGCUCCACUGGCAGCAAGUGAAAAAUUCCAAGCCCCUCCGUUGGUUCUGGUACGCCUUCAGCGGCAUGGCAUUAUAUGAGAUCAUCCCUGCAUAUAUUUUCCCAUGGCUGAACUCUGUCUCGAUCCCGUGCUUGGCUGCUCAGAAAGCCACUGGCAAUACGGCCUCCAUCCUGACCAAUCUCUUUGGUGGAGCGACUAACAAUGAGGGCCUGGGCUUAUUCUCACUCAGCUUUGACUGGCAAUAUAUCACAUCCUUCCAAACCUCACUCCCCCUCAAACUACAGGCUCACCAAGCGGCAGGGUUUCUCGUCUGCUUCGUUAUUAUGCUUGGAAUCUAUUACGGCAACGGUUGGGAUUCAAGGUCACUUCCCUUCAUGUCGACACGCCUUCUCCAGGCAAAUGGAACAGCCUAUCCCGUUUCCACGAUUUUCCCCGGAGGUGUGCUGGAUGAAUCCGCCCUAGAAGUCUACGGCCUCCCUAAACUCACGGGUACAUUUGCUUUUUCCAUGUUUAUGGCCAAUGCUGCAAUUGGUGCUUUGGUUGCACAUACCGUCCUCUUUUGGGGACGAGAUAUUUGGCGAACCUACAAGAGUGCACGAGAGGGUAAAUAUGAUGAUCGCCACCACGUGCACAUGGCCAAGCACUACAAAGAGACUCCUUGGUGGUGGUAUGCCUUCGUGCUCCUCUUUAGCUUCAUUCUGGGCCUGGUCGUGGUUCUCAAAGAGAAUGUCACUCUUCCUGCCUGGGCAUAUGUCGUCUCGCUCAUCGUUGGAAUUAUAUUUUCGCCAUUUAGUACGAUCCUCUAUUCCAAGUACGGUAACGGAAUCGCUACCAACAAUUUGUCCAAGAUGUUGGCUGGCCUUAUGAUUCCGGGCCGCCCGGUUGGGAAUAUGUACUUUGCUGCGUGGUCGCACAAUGUGAUUUCGAAUGCUGUGACUUUGUCCAACGACUUGAAGAUGGGCGAAUACCUCAAAAUUCCACCCCGUGUCAUGUUCUUGACCCAGAUCUACGGCACCGUCCUCGGUGGAUUCAUCAACUACGCUAUCAUGAUCUCGGUUGUGAGUGGUAACCGAGAUCUUCUUGUCAACGGCAACGGAGAUUCCUCUUGGAGCGGUGCAACAAUGCAAUCGUACAACACCAAUGCGACCUCGUGGGCGCUGGCAGCUUACCUGUAUAAGGCGGGCAAGCAAUACAGCAUUGUGCCGGCCGGAUUGGCAAUUGGCGCUGCUGUGGUCGCCCUUCACAAGGUUAUUCAUAAGAUCGUCCCACGGAUCGGCAAAUUUGACGUCUCCGAGAUCAACAUGCCGCAGUUCAUUCAGUAUGCAGGCUAUAUCCCUUACAACCAGAGCCAGACUUGCAUCCUCUUCAGUUGGGUCAUUGCGGGCUUUUAUGUCCAGUACUACCUCAGAAACUUCAAACCCCGAAUUUUCAAGGACUACUCAUAUCUGAUUACCGGCGCCUUCGAUGGAGCAAGCUUGACGAUUGUCUUUAUCCUGUCAUUCGCCGUGUUCGGAGCCGGAGGGUCAGCGCAUAGCUUCCCGACAUGGUGGGGAAACAAUGUCAAUGGUUAUUAUGACUGGUGUCCGGUCUCGGACUAA